Molecule: messenger RNA, 2746 nt
Organism: Apodemus sylvaticus (European woodmouse)
Lineage: Eukaryota; Metazoa; Chordata; Mammalia; Rodentia; Muridae
Gene: Rab8b
Product: RAB8B, member RAS oncogene family
Exons: 8
Coding region: 90-713 (207 amino acids)
Biological process (GO): protein secretion; cellular response to insulin stimulus; regulation of exocytosis
Cellular component (GO): synaptic vesicle; endosome; trans-Golgi network transport vesicle
Molecular function (GO): GTP binding; GTPase activity
Source: RefSeq, a predicted model, not a curated record
CGGACACGCCCCCUCGCCAGAGGCCCCCCUCCGCGCCGCUUUCCACCGCCUUCUUGCUCUCGGCGGUCAGAGAGGGCCGGAGCGAGAAGAUGGCGAAGACGUACGAUUAUCUGUUCAAGCUGCUGCUCAUCGGCGACUCCGGCGUUGGCAAGACCUGCCUCCUGUUCCGCUUCUCAGAGGACGCCUUCAACACCACCUUUAUCUCAACCAUCGGAAUUGAUUUUAAAAUCAGAACGAUAGAACUUGACGGAAAGAAAAUUAAACUUCAAAUAUGGGACACGGCGGGCCAGGAAAGAUUCCGAACAAUUACAACAGCGUACUAUAGAGGAGCCAUGGGAAUUAUGCUGGUUUAUGACAUCACCAAUGAAAAAUCCUUUGACAAUAUUAAAAAUUGGAUAAGAAACAUUGAAGAGCACGCCUCUUCAGAUGUUGAAAGAAUGAUCCUGGGUAACAAAUGUGAUAUGAAUGACAAAAGACAAGUGUCGAAAGAAAGAGGGGAGAAGUUAGCAAUUGACUAUGGGAUUAAAUUUUUGGAGACAAGUGCAAAAUCGAGUACAAAUGUAGAAGAGGCAUUUUUUACACUUGCACGGGAUAUAAUGACAAAACUCAACAGAAAAAUGAAUGACAGCAAUUCAUCAGGAGCAGGUGGGCCAGUGAAAAUAACAGAAAGCCGGUCAAAGAAGACCAGUUUCUUCCGCUGUUCUCUACUUUGAUGAACUCCUCAUUUCUGAGAGACUGCAGAAUACCUAGAGGGCCCUUCCCUGCCUCUCUGAAAGCACAGGCUACCCAGCCUCAGAGUCACCUCGCCCGGCUGCUGCGGAGAGCACCCCGGAACUCUGACCUCUCAACACAGACCACCAAGUGGAUUCCAGCCUUGUGGCUUGGCAAAAGAGCAGGCUCCUUUCUUUAAAAACAGAGGCAAUGAUGUGGAGACACAUGUAGGACCUAACUGGUUUUUCCUUGUUUUACUGCCUAUCCUGGAAGCUGCUGUCUUUCUUUGCACAUGCGUGUCAGCCUUUCCCUGGUGCAGCAUAAUCUUAGACUCUUAACUGAGCACUUUAGUGGCAUAAAGUUCUAGACUUGUAUAUUUGGGGAUGCUUACAGAUAGCAGAGCAUUAAGCAGAGGUUGACCUGCUACAAUUAGAGGAUGGUUGGCCUGGGUCACAUGGCCAAAAGUUCUUCUGUUGGUAGCAUUUAUUGAAGGGCUUUGAUUUGUAGUAUUCCUAAAAAUCAUUAAAUUUGAUAAAUGUUUAAAAUUUAUAAAAAUGCCCAUCUAUCCAGAGGCCAUGGCACUGUCAUCUUUUCAGGGGGCGAUCAGUCAUGCUCACCCAAGUAGCUGUGUCCCUUUGAAGUUGGUUGCUCUGCCUCCUCUGUGGAAACAGCCUCUGGAAAGCACUGCAGCCUCACUGCUCAAGGGUUCUGUUUGCUGUCCCUUUCCUUCCUGUGUGACUUGCUGUCGUUAUUUACUAUAAAAUCUGUAGUAUAUGCAGGCACUGCUGUCUGUCUGUGUGCUUUGUGAGCAGCGAUCAUCGAGGUAGAUACGGGGUCAUCGCGGCUUUCUGUGCACAUCCAUCUGUGGUCUUGUCACAUUAGCGUAUAUGUAGUACGUUCUUUCUGAGUUUCACCCAUUAGCUUAUAUUGCCCAGUUCUUAACCAGAAUCCCCAUCUGUGAGAGUUAACAAAGUUUAGAUUUAGAGUUUAGUUUGCAGAAAACAUACAUAUACGGAGAGAGAUUAAACAUGUUAAUGUAACUUUAAAAGACAGCUGUUAGUAAUGCUGAAAGAAAGGACUUUUUGUUCUAACUAGGGUUUAAAAAAAAAAAGUAAUUAGACCUAGCACACCCUCCAGGAAUCUUGUCUUUUCAUUAGAGCACACAUGAUUCAGGUCUCAGCUUUCAAAUAGCCAUUGCUGGGUAUCUAAGACCCAGGCCUGUGUGCUUAGGUUUGUCAUUAGAGAAGUAGUGUGGCCACCCAGGCUAAAGCCCACCAAAGGCUUCACUGCUUUUCUCACCAAAUGCUGGUUCUGAUGUUUCUUCUGUGGGUGAAACCACCACACUGGGGACAGGGAUGGUAUUUAAUGUUAGCUUUUGUGCCAACUACAGAUGAUAAUGUCACUGCUGUCCUAACACAGCAGGCAUAAAAACAGGUGACAGUGACAGUCACUCCCCUCUGUUGUGCUGUACCUUAAGGUGAAUGUGGAGAGCUGGUUUCACAGACAGCUGCCUCAGAUUAAGAUCUGUGGUUUCAGUGCCUGGACCGGUCAGGCCUUCCCAUUUGUGGGAAGCUCAGACGCUUCCAGUGCAAGUCUGCAAGUAUAGCAGAGUUACUUUUGGUGGAUGUGCUGACUUCGACAAACUUCAGCCUUUUCUUCUUUUUCUCUAGUUACCUAUUGGCUUAAAAUUACUAUCCCUGUGCAAGCAGUUCACUCAUUGAGAACUGAUUACAAGUCUAACAUCAUGAAAUUAAAUACAUAUUUGAAAAGAACCAGUAUUUUCUUAGAAAUGUCUUAUCACUACUUUUCUGGGAAAAAAGUUCAAGCAGUUACAUUGGUCACAAAGUACUUUGCAAAAAGCACAGGCUGUGACACCACAUACGAAUGUAAUUCUCCUAGUACUUACCUCUGACUGUUUGGUGUCUUAACACUUUGGUUUCUAUCUCAGGGGUUGUCUGCAAACCAAAACUGACAUGUUCUGUGGUUAGCUUCUGCUUCCUCUCCUCUUCCUCCUCCUCCUCCUCCUCCUCCUUCU